Molecule: messenger RNA, 506 nt
Organism: Porites lobata
Lineage: Eukaryota; Metazoa; Cnidaria; Anthozoa; Scleractinia; Poritidae
Source: the annotation of a GenBank genome assembly
AUGACCAACCAAUGGCUUAAGAGAGCUGGGUUCAAGCCCGAAACAGAGGGCUUUAUCAUUAAUGCCCACGAUCAGGCCAUCAAGAGCAACUACUAUAGUAGCAAUUGCAAGAUCCUAAAAGAUGGUACAGAUCAGACCCAAUGUGCAGAAUUUGUGGUCAAUUUCAGGAAACUAUUGACCAUAUUGUGGCAUGGUGUCCUGAGCUGGCCAAAACUGAAUACCUACACAGACACAAUAAAGCCAAAACGUACACUGGAACUUACAAACAUACAUACUUUAUUGUUACCUACCCAAAGGGGCUUUUCAGGAACAAAGAGAUGAAUAUAGACACAAACCAGAAAUGGUACGAACAUGAGCCCCAAACAGUAACAGAAAAAGACAACAUUACAAUCUUGUGGGAUAUGCCAAUACAGACAUAUCUUGAGAUAAAGGCCAACAGACCAGACAUUGUAAUCAAGAACAAACAAGAAAAAAACUGCCUGCUCAUUGAUGUGUCCAUUAAUUAA